This is a messenger RNA of Trichoplusia ni (cabbage looper), 1404 nucleotides long. RefSeq names its product mast cell tryptase-like. The record is from RefSeq and is a predicted model, not a curated record. Gene Ontology annotation, molecular function: serine-type endopeptidase activity. Gene Ontology annotation, biological process: proteolysis. Lineage: Eukaryota; Metazoa; Arthropoda; Insecta; Lepidoptera; Noctuidae.
AUUGCUCUACGACCGAGACAGCAGGCUGUUGGUGCGUAUGGUAUGGAUUGUAAAACGACUCUUGGAAAGAAAGGAAGCUGCAAGAGUUUCCGCGACUGCUACCCAUUGUUCAAGGUCGCUGACCUUUCUGGUUGGGACGGCUGGGUGAUGGGCCACUAUGACACUUGUAGCUACUUGUUUUUGAUAAAUUUGAAGGUGUUUGGUGUGUGUUGUACGGAACCAGUGGGUACACCACCGCAGCAGGAACCUGAUGUGCAACGAUUCGGCUAUAUACAACCACCUAUACCUGUACAUUUUCCACCUGCACCUCUGUCUGGGCUCUCCGGUGGAGUUCUGUCUGCUCUGACACGCUGGUCCUACGGAGACAGCAGCGUCCGGCAGAUCCCCGCGCAGUGGCCGCCAGCGAUACCCACGCACCCACCUGAUCACACGCCAGCCACGCAUCCGCCUUCCCUAGUUGCAGGGGUUACAACAAAGCCACCGAAUAUAUCCACUACUUCGACCACUUGGGCUACGAAGCCUCCCAGUACAACUAAACAGACCUGGGCACCGGCGUAUCCAACGAAACCAUCCGUACCUGCAGCAGCUGUAGAUGGUUCCUGCGGCAGAAAGAACGGACUCAGGUAUACAUAUGAAAGCACGUACCAAGACGAAGAGCGUAUUGUUGGUGGGCAUAAUGCGGAGCUGAACGAGUGGCCGUGGAUCGUGGCGCUGUUCAACGCCGGUCGCCAGUUCUGUGGAGGUUCUCUCAUGGAUGACCGGCAUGUGCUUUCUGCAGCGCAUUGUGUGGCACAUAUGACAUCUUGGGAUGUUGCCCGUCUAACAGCUAGACUUGGAGAUUACAACAUAAGAACGAACACUGAAACGCAACAUGUUGAGAGAAAAAUCAAGAGAGUUGUGAGGCAUCGAGGUUUCGACAUGCGUACUUUGUACAAUGACGUCGCCGUUUUAACACUGGAUCAGCCAGUCAGUUUCACGAACAAUAUUCGUCCAAUCUGCCUACCUUCUGGCGGUCGAGCUUAUCAGGGCAAAGUCGCAACGGUCAUUGGCUGGGGAAGUUUGCGGGAGAGCGGUCCUCAGCCCUCCGUUCUUCAAGAAGUGUCGAUUCCGAUUUGGUCGAACCAGGAAUGCCAGUUGAAGUAUGGCGGCGCGGCUCCCGGCGGCAUCGUAGAGCACAUGCUGUGCGCUGGUAAAGCUAGCAUGGACUCUUGUAGUGGUGAUAGUGGUGGCCUGAUGGUGAAUGAGAACGGUCGCUGGACGCAAGUAGGUAUUGUAUCGUGGGGCAUCGGUUGCGGUAAAGGCCAGUACCCCGGUGUGUACACACGCGUCACUUACUUCAUGCCUUGGAUCCAGAAGAACUCCAAUAGUGGGUAUACAAGAAGGAUAAUUUCGAAAUCAAUUUGA